GAACCAUUUUCUUGUUUCAGUUUGUAAGUUUAGUGUGAUUGCAACUUGUUUUGUCAUAGACAAGAGAAAUUGAAGUACAUAAGGUCAAUUAGUGAUGUUCAUAGGCAUAGGCAAGUGCAUAGCUAGAGCAAUAUGUCCCAUCAGCUUCCUCCUUCUGCUGUCUCUCUGUCUCUCAAGCAGGGUCAUUAACCAACGCCUCCUCGUUGAAAUGUCAUUUUCUGGUAAGUACCCACCACAGCAAUUGGUGGUGCUCGCGGCGGUGACCCUUUUACUCUUUGCCACUGCUGUUAAUGGUGCUGAUAUUUUCUAUGAGUGGAGAGUUGCACUUGACACAACUAUUAAACCAGUGUCAGCAGAUCAACCGGUUAUUACCAUCAAUGGGAUGUUCCCAGGACCCCUUAUCAAUGGCACCACAAAUGACAAUAUUAAUAUCAAUGUGUUUAAUGAUAUGGAUGAGCCUCUUUUGUUUACCUGGAAUGGGAUACAGCAAAGGCUAAACUCAUGGCAGGAUGGAGUUUCAGGUACAAAUUGUCCAAUCUUGCCAGGUAAAAACUGGACUUAUCAGUUCCAGCUCAAGGACCAAAUCGGCAGCUUCUUCUACUUCCCUUCUCUUAAUUUCCAAAAAGCUGGAGGAGGGUUCGGUCCAAUUCGAGUUAAUAAUCGCAUAGUCAUUAAUGUUCCCUUUGCCAAACCUGAGGCUGAGUAUGAUCUCCUCAUUGGCGAUUGGUAUCAGAAAAGUUACAAGGAUGUCAGGUCUAUGAUUAAGAACAACUCUACCUAUAAUGAUCCCCCUUAUAAGAUGCUAAUGAAUGGCAAAGGCUCAUAUAAAGACCCAUCAGUCAAAUCCUAUGAAUCAUUCACAGUCACACAGGGAAAGACGUACAGGUUUAGGAUAUCCAAUGUAGGGAAUGUAUGGAGUUUCAAUUUCAGGAUACAAAAUCAUAAAAUGUUGCUAGUUGAAACUGAAGGAUCAUACACUACCCAAAUAACAUUGGAUUCUCUGGACGUACAUGUUGGGCAAUCAUACUCAGUUCUUGUCACAGCAGACCAAAAUGCAGCAGACUAUUAUAUUGUGGCAACUCCUAAGAUGGUUAAUGAGAACGAAAUCAACAAUUUUGCAGCUGUGGGAGUACUGCACUAUGAUAAUUCUACUGUAAACGCUACUGGACCUCUCCCAAGUGGACCUGAUCCAUUUAAUGUCCAAUUCUCCAUUGAUCAAUCCAAGUCCAUCAGGUGGAACUUGACUACAGGAGCUGCUAGACCUAACCCACAAGGAACUUUUAAUGUAACCAAUGUGACAUUAUCACAAACUUUUAUCCUACAAGGAACAAAAGCUGAGAUUGGCAGUGAAUCAUUUCACACAGUCAAUGAUAUCUCUUACAUCACACAGGAUACUCCAUUAAAGCUAGCUGAUUACGAAGGAAAUUGGUCUGACGUUUUUCAACUUGACCAAUUUUCUACAAAUUCCACUAAUGGUGGCCCUAAACAUGGUGUCUUUGUUGCGAGUGGGAACCAUAAAGGGUGGAUAGAACUUGUGUUCAAGAAUAACUUGGAUGUUAUGGAUGCUUGGCACUUGGAUGGGUUUGGUUUCUACGUUGUUGGAUUUGGAGAUAGAGAUUGGACUCCUAAAUCUCGCGCUACUUAUAAUCUUUAUGAUCCUGUAGUUCGAUCUACAGUUCAGGUGUAUCCUAAAGGAUGGACUGCUGUUUAUGCAUAUCUUGACAACCCUGGAAUGUGGAACUUGAGAUCUCAGAAUUUGGACAAUUGGUAUUUAGGACAAGAGCUUUAUUUGAGGGUUUAUGAUGCUGACCCCAAUCCUGCCAAAGAGAGACCACCACCAGAUAACCUUCUUGUGUGUGGAAAAUUCAACAUUUUAGCUCCUCCCCCUUCACCUGGUGGCCCUGCUUCCCCUGGUGCCCCAGCUUCCCCUGCUGCCCCACGGCCUCCAUCCACUUCUCAUGCAUCAUCUGGACAAAUAGCAUGGGUUCAAAGCAGUAUCUUCAUUGUCGCAAUGCUAUGUGUUGGCCUACUAUAGAAGGGUCAAGAUUCAUCAAUGGAUUUGAUAAUUAACUCAAGUUGCUAAUGUAAUUGAUUUAUGUAGGAGAGUUUUUUUAGAUGGUUUUACAGUUAAGCUAUAUUUUUAACCAUUUAUUUUCUUUUCUUACAAUAAUUUUCAAAUGUUGAUUGGUAAUUAUUUAUAGAAUGACAUCUUGUAAUGGUUAACCAUCAAGAUCAUUUUUGGG
Messenger RNA from Ricinus communis (castor bean), 2243 nucleotides. RefSeq names its product monocopper oxidase-like protein SKU5. The transcript has 11 exons. NCBI's taxonomy places the organism in Eukaryota, Viridiplantae, Streptophyta, Magnoliopsida, Malpighiales, Euphorbiaceae. The record is from RefSeq and is a predicted model, not a curated record. Bases 95 to 2035 code for a protein of 646 amino acids. Gene Ontology annotation, molecular function: copper ion binding; oxidoreductase activity.